Molecule: messenger RNA, 2338 nt
Organism: Solanum lycopersicum (tomato)
Lineage: Eukaryota; Viridiplantae; Streptophyta; Magnoliopsida; Solanales; Solanaceae
Product: probable sulfate transporter 3.4
Biological process (GO): transmembrane transport
Cellular component (GO): plasma membrane
Molecular function (GO): secondary active sulfate transmembrane transporter activity
Source: RefSeq, a predicted model, not a curated record
UUCCAUUUAAAUCAACAAAGAUCAACAAAUUUUCAUUCGAUCUUCUCCGAUCCAAAUCUGAGAAACUAACCCAAUACAUAUUUUCCCCAACUUAUUGUUCUUGAACAAAAUUCGUUAAAAUUAAAAACAAAAUAAAAAAAAUGACUUUGAAUUCGAUUAAAGUGGAAGAUUCAUCUGGGAAUACAAAUGACGGAACAGAGGCUUCAUCUUCGUCUUCGUCUUCGCAACCUAACGGUGUACAUAAGGUAUGUUUGCCGCCUCACCGGACGACAUUUCAAAAACUCCGGCAUAGAUUGUCGGAGAUAUUUUUUCCCGAUGAUCCACUUCACAAGUUCAAGAACCAAACGGCGUUGAGGAAAUUUGUUUUGGGUUUACAGUUUUUCUUCCCUGUUUUUGAAUGGGGACCUAAGUAUAAUCUUAUGCUUUUAAGAUCUGAUAUUAUUGCCGGCAUUACAAUUGCUAGUCUUGCUAUACCUCAAGGAAUCAGUUAUGCUAAACUUGCUAAUUUGCCGCCUAUUAUUGGGUUAUAUUCAAGCUUUGUUCCCCCACUAAUAUAUUCAGUUUUGGGAAGUUCAAGACAUUUAGCUGUUGGACCGGUAUCCAUAGCCUCACUUGUAAUGGGAACCAUGCUCAGCCAAGCAGUUACAUACAGCAAAGAGCCAACUUUAUAUCUUCAACUUGCUUUCACAUCAACUCUAAUUGCAGGAUGCUUGCAAGCUGCAAUGGGUUUCUUCAGGUUAGGAUUCAUCAUUGAUUUUCUGUCGAAGGCGACUCUACUAGGGUUCAUGGCUGGUGCAGCAGUCAUUGUCUCUUUGCAACAGCUGAAAGGAUUGCUAGGGAUAGUACAUUUCACAAACAAGAUGGCAAUAAUUCCUGUUUUGACCUCGGUUUUCGAAAACAGAAAUGAGUGGAUGUGGCAAACUAUUGUUAUGGGUGGUUGUUUCCUCAUAUUUCUGCUCACUGCAAGGCAAAUAAGUGCAAGAAAUCCAAAACUUUUCUGGGUUUCCGCGGCAGCUCCAUUAGUAUCAGUUAUUCUCUCAACUGUCAUAGUUUACCUGAUCAAAAAUGAGACACACGUGAUCCCAACUAUUGGACACUUGCCUAAGGGGAUAAAUCCACCAUCAGUGAACAAAUUACAUUUUGGUGGCCCUUAUAUGGCUCUUGCUCUCAGAGUUGGCAUUAUAACUGGAAUCUUAGCGCUCACAGAAGGAAUUGCAGUAGGAAGGACAUUUGCUGCUAUGGAGAAUUACCAAGUUGAUGGCAACAAGGAAAUGACUGCUAUUGGACUCAUGAACAUAGCUGGCUCUUGUGCUUCCUGCUUUGUCACCACAGGGUCAUUUUCUCGAUCUGCUGUAAGUUACAAUGCUGGAGGAAAAUCUGUUGUUUCAAAUAUAGUAAUGGCUGCAACUGUGCUUAUCACCCUGCUGUUUCUCAUGCCAUUGUUCCAAUACACCCCUAACGUCAUCUUGGCAGCCAUUAUUAUAACAGCAGUGAUCGGGCUAAUUGAUUAUCAAGGUGCAUUCCGUUUAUGGAAAGUUGACAAACUAGACUGCAUCGCGUGCUUGUCUUCCUUUUUUGGUGUUCUUUUCAUCUCAGUGCCUGUUGGCCUACUCAUCGCGGUCGGUAUUUCAGUUUUCAAGAUCCUAUUGCAUGUUACUAGGCCAAAUACUAAUGCCCUGGGCUACAUUUCGAGUACUCGUUCAUUUCAAAGCCUAAGCAGAUACACCACUGCUGUUAGGAUUCCUUCUUUCCUUAUCAUAGCUGUUGAGGCUCCUUUCUACUUUGCAAAUUCUACCUACCUACAUGAAAGGACAUUGAGAUGGAUUCGAGAAGAGGAAGACAGGAUCAAAACCAACCAAGAACCUCCAAUCAAAUGUAUAAUUAUUGACAUGACAGCUGUGACAGCUAUAGACACUAGUGGCAUUGAUACAAUAUGUGAACUAAGAAGAAUACUUGAGAAAAGAUCACUUAAGCUUGUGCUGGCAAAUCCAGUUGGAAACGUUAUGGAAAAGCUGUUUAACUCAAAUGCUCUUGAGGCUUUUGGGUUAGACGGAUUAUAUCUAACAGUUUCUGAAGCAGUGGACGAUAUUUCGUCUUCGUGGAAGCCUGAAAAGGGGCCAGCUCAACCACUAACUAUAUGAGAUUUGUACAAUGGAUGGAGAGAAGAAGAAGAAGGACUAAUAAACUGAAGCUUUGGGAGGAAUUGAUUUUUGUUCUACGCUCUUCUAAGAAGAGAAUUUUGAUGUAUACUAUCUUUAUCUAUGAUGAGAGCAAGCAUAUCCAUGAAUGUAACCCUUGUUUGUAUAUAAUAAUUUAGGAAACCACUAUCUUUUUUUUC